Molecule: messenger RNA, 3466 nt
Organism: Notechis scutatus (mainland tiger snake)
Lineage: Eukaryota; Metazoa; Chordata; Lepidosauria; Squamata; Elapidae
Source: RefSeq, a predicted model, not a curated record
AUGAUGGCCCUUGUUAUGGAACCUAUUAGCAAGUGGACGCCGAAGCAAGUAGUGGACUGGAUGAAAGGUCUUGACGACUGCCUACAGCAAUACAUUAAAAACUUUGAGAAAGAAAAGAUCAGUGGGGAGCAGUUGUUGCACAUCACUCAUCAGGAGCUGGAAGAAUUGGGAGUCACUCGGAUUGGCCAUCAAGAGCUGAUUCUAGAAGCGGUUGAUCUUCUCUGUGCCUUGAACUAUGGCUUGGAGACUGAAAAUCUGAGAACGCUUUCCCACAAGCUGAACGCAUCUGCCAAAAAUCUUCAAAACUUCAUCACGGGUAGAAGAAGGAGCGGUCAUUAUGACGGACGGGCCUCCCGAAGACUGCCAAAUGAUUUCCUUACCUCCGUCGUGGACUUGAUUGGUGCUGCCAAAAAUUUGCUUGCCUGGUUAGACAGGUCUCCAUUUGUCAGUGUGACAGAAUACUCACUGCUGAAAAAUAAUAUUGUUCAGCUCUGCUUAGAACUCACUACCAUUGUUCAACAGGAUUGUACAGUGUAUGAAACAGAAAAUAAAAUUCUUCAUGUGUGUAAAACGCUGUCUGGUAUCUGUGAUCAUAUCAUCUCUCUUUCAUCAGAUUCUCUGGUGUCUCAGUCAGCUCAUCUUGAAGUUGUUCAUCUUACCAGCAUCAUGCCCAGUGAAGGUUUGGGAAUGUAUAUUAAGUCAACCUACGAUGGACUACACGUGAUCACUGGAACAACAGAAAAUGUUGGCUGGCAGUUAAAGAAUCUGGUCAAUGCAUUGCGUGAAGACCCAAACGGCGUGAUCUUAACAUUGAAGAAGAGACCUCAGAAUACCCUCGUUUCUGCUCCGGCCCUACUCAAAAAUGUCAGGUGGAAACCCCUUGCUCUCCAGCCUGUGAUUCCAACCAGCCCAACAAGCAGUUUCACCACACCAACCAGCACAAUGGGUAUGAACUCCAAAAUGGACAACUCGACACUGCAAGAUGUGUUCAUCUUCUCCCCCGUGUCAGGACUCUAUGGCCCCAGGGAUGACAUCGGCCUUGUGUCAUGUGAUGAAAUCAGCAAAUACGGGAUUGGGAAGUCUGCCAUGAAAGGUUCUGAAUCUCCAAGCUACUUUUUGGAACAAGAAAGUGGGAAGUAUUACACGUUAAUUGAAGGCGAGGAUCAUCCCAUGAGUUCUGAAUAUGAAAGAGGUAGAGUGACAGGGGUACGGAGAAGAGAAAAGACACCUAUGCAUGGUGAUCUGAGGCCAGUUUCUAUGUCAACAGAAUACAGCUGGAUAGGAGAUUCAAAAGAGCCAAACAUGUACAAGAGGGGUAGUCGUGAUUCUGAGAACUCACUCCUACGAUAUCUGAGUGAUGACAAGAUCUUAGUCAUCCAAGAAGAACCAUUGACCCAAAAAGAUAACAAGCGUGAUACAGGCCGGCGGUCCAGGAAGAAGGGCAAGAACAGUGGAAGUCCUAACUAUCCUGUUAGCUCCUCCGUGAUGACCUCAUCUACUAAUGUACGGCUUGAACCCGGACAACAGGAUGUCCUAAAUUUCUCCUUAGCUGAAAGCAACACCGUCCCCCUCUAUCACAGAACAGGAGACGCUGCCGGAGAUUCUGAAAGGUAUGUCAGCUCUGUUGCUGAGCGCCAAGGAGGUACAGCUAUGAGAAAGUCAUUUCACUAUGCUUCCCUGAGGGUAAAGAGCAAAAAAUGGCCCAAAGGUGGUUCUCUGAACAACAGUAGCCGGCGGCGAAUUUCCUGUAAGGAUUUGGGCCACGGUGACUGUGAGGGUUGGUUAUGGAAGAAGAAGGAUGCCAAAGGUUACUUCACCCAGAAGUGGAAAAAAUACUGGUUUGUCCUGAAGGAUUCUUCCCUCUACUGGUACACUAACCAAAACGAUGAAAAGGCAGAAGGAUUUAUCAGUUUACCCGAGUUCAGAAUAGACAGAGCAAUUGAAUGCAGAAGGAAACAUGCUUUCAAGGCUUGCCACCCCAAAAUCAAGAGCUUCUACUUUGCAACAGAUUGCCUGGAAGAAAUGAACCGAUGGAUGAACCGUCUAGGUCUGGCUGCCAUUGGUUACACACCUGAUGACAAGGAUAUUCGGCCAGAUGAAGGUGAGAUUCUUUUCUUGAUGAUGAAUUCUUCAAGUCCAUUCCCUGAGCCCAAACAUGGCCGUCACUUCUCCAAUGAAUCAACCUAUUCCCAUUCUUCUGCAGAAGAAUCCCGACAGGAUCCAGCAGCAGGGAGCACUCACUCUGCAGGAGGUUCUAGACCUCCCUACAGAGAACGGCGUUCGUGGCAGGAUCUUAUAGAGACUCCGUUGACCAGUUCAGGACUCCAUUUUCUCCAGACUGUCCCUACUGAUUCAGACUAUGUGAACGAGAGAUUUGGGGUGUCCCCGGAGAGGCGGCGACAAGCCACCUUACCUGUCCAGAGACGCCACAACCACGAUCAGGAUGGCCCUUUCCCAUUGGUCGAGUGCUACAAAGGUCACAGUUCUCACUCCAAGCCCCAGAAGCAAAGAAGCCAAAGCCUUCCACGAAAUCGCGAUGUCCGGAUCAAAGGGCGAGUAAAAACGAGUGGGAUCUCUGAAGAGCGGUCGGAAGAGGAAUUGGCCGUUAAAAAGCCGAGUAACUUGUGUGAAGAGGAAAAAGUAGAAGAACGAAGGAAGAGCACCGAUGGUCUUCAUGAACUCUACAAGACUUUGGAACAAGCCAGCUUGUCAGCCUUUGGAGAGCAACGCCCUUCCACCAAGCAGGAAUUCCGGAGGUCCUUCGUAAAGAGAUGCAAUGACCCUGUCAUCAAUGAAAAGUUGCAUCGCAUCAGAGUACUGAAAAGUACUUUAAAAGCCAAGGAAGGAGAUCUGGCCAUGAUCAACAACUUGCUCCACGAACCUAACUUGACGUCCAAGAAAUUCAAGGAAUGGAAAAUAAAGAACUAUGAGUUUUUCCUGGACAUUUGUGAGUACAGCGGUGCUUUGAAAGCCAAGAACGGAGCUUCUGAACUCACCAUUACGGCCUCUCUGCUCUCACACACACAUUCCUUCAUCGAAACCCACGUCUGACCAUGUGAGGGCAGAGAGCAACUGGGGGGGGGGAGAAACGAUCCCUUUUGUGACAAAACACUGUAACCCAUGUCAAUAAUGUAUCCAGCUAUAUUGUAAAUAGAUUGGAUAAGAAUUUAGUACCAUCGGAUGCCUACUGCAUUGCAUGAUGAGACAGAUUUCUUUAUUUUUACUCCCCCUUUUCCAGAAUUAUUUAGGGUUGUUUUCUAAAUCUGAUUUGGUAAAGAAGCAGCGUAGAAGGAUCAACGGGCAUAAAAUGACACAAAACUGCAGCAUAUUUAUAACACCAGUAUACUUACCCUUAUUUUAAAAAAAAAACAAGCAAACGUUGGAGUGCAGUCCACAGGAUUCCUCUUUCUUUUAUAUAUGUAGAUAUACUGCACCUACUCGUAUCUAUGUAUAUAAAAAGGAAUGU